GAGACUGAGUAUUGCGGUUCCGGUGUCACAAGUAGUAAUGGCGAUUAUAGGGAGCCGGAUUAUAUUAACUCUACUGGUUUUGACAGUAGGCGGCUUUCUUCGUGUCAGUCAGGCAGACGGAUCCGAGCCUUCUAUAUGGACUGUGCGGCUUUCUCCGAAUGACACAACAUUCACUUUUGGGAAGAUCCUUUUUCAUGACUCUAUCAUCUAUAUAUCCUUUGAAGGUGGUCAGAAAUCCUGCAGUAAUUUUAACAUCACUUGGUACUUGCGUCAUUGCAACUGCUACAAUGAAAUUUCUGCAUUUAAGAAAGAUAAUAUGUUCAAUUACCUUGGCUCUGGUCCUUCCUUUACUAUACGUCCUGGGUGGACAGGCUCCUUCACCAGAAACUCAAACCAAAUUUCUUACUGUGAAAAUCCAACGAAACCUCAGAUACGAUGUAAGGAAAGCCUGCCACUUGUAGUAGAUGACAGCAGUCUUGAGAAAAAAGAUAAUGUGGCCACGCUUAAUACUACCGUAUGUCCUGCUAAACAGGUACCAAAUGCAGCAGUGAAGACAUGGCAAGAUGGGCCAUACCUCUUUAUUAUGCAAGUGAAUUUUUCAGCACCUUUAACACAGGACGGUGUUCCCAACACAAAGAACGAAGUGCCUGAAGUUUCUACUGUAUCUGCUAGUUCCACUGACUUGCCUUUGACCAUGAGAAUUGAAGUGAAAGGACCUUAUGAAUACUUAUCGCCUGCUGACUAUCCACGCAUGAUUUUCUUCAUGGUGAUGUGCAUUGUGUACGUCCUUUUUGGUGUCUUGUGGCUGGCCUGGUCUGCAUGUUAUUGGAGGGACUUGUUGAGAAUCCAGUUCUGGGUUGGCGCUGUGAUAUUGCUCGGCAUGCUGGAAAAAGCUGUAUUCUACGCAGAGUUCCAGAACAUCCGCUACUAUGGACAGUCUGUGCAAGGAGCAGUAAUCUUGGGGGAACUUUUCUCAGCAGUGAAGAGAUCUUUGGCGCGGAUACUUGUCAUUAUCGUCAGUCUGGGCUAUGGCAUUGUGAAGCCUCGACUUGGAGCUACACUGCACAAGGUGGUCAUGGCUGGAGCACUCUAUCUCCUUUUUUCCGGCAUGGAAGGUGUUCUACGUGUUACAGGACAUUACUUCUAUACCAUGGCAUUGAUAGCAAAUCUGAGCUUGUCAUUUAUCGAUGCCUGUAUUCUUUUUUGGAUCUUCAUAAGCCUAACUCAGACAAUGAAGCUACUGACGCUGCGAAGGAAUGUGGUCAAGCUGUCUUUGUACAGACACUUCACAAAUACCCUUAUCUUAGCAGUAGUAGCAUCAAUCAUUUUUAUUAUCUGGACCUCUAUGAAGUUCCGCCUUGUAGACUGUCAGUCGGAUUGGCAGGAGCUCUGGGUGGACGAUGCUAUCUGGCGCCUGCUGUUCUCCAUGAUCUUGUUUGUUAUAAUGGUCCUGUGGAGACCAUCUGCAAACAAUCAGAGGUUUGCGUUUUCACCACUUAAUGAAGAAGAUGAUGACGACGAUGAACAGAAAGAACCUAUGCUGAAAGAGAGCUUUGAGGGGAUGAAAAUGAGAAGUUCUAAGCCCGAAACUAAUGGAAAUGCUAAAGUUACUAAAGCUGAGGAAGAUUUGAAGUGGGUAGAAGAGAACAUUCCUUCAUCGGUUACUGAUGUGGCUCUCCCUGCAUUAUUGGAUUCAGAUGAGGAGAGGAUGAUCACACAUUUUGAAAGAUCUAAGAUGGAAUAAAGAAAUUGAAUGAAAUAUGGAAGCACCAGAUGGGAUGCACAAAGCAGUAUACUGAACAUCACAGAUUAGUUGCCCUGGUUUUAAUCUUGAAGGAAAAUAUUGAUUAUAAAGACUUCCCUUGGAACUUUACACUUCAAAUCCUUCUUAUUUUAAAAAGUUCAAAGAAUUUACCCAACUGUAUAACAUUUGUCUAUACAAGCAGGAAGCUUGGAGCAAGAAAAAAAUGUUUUCACCUGAUAGCAUCUCCGAAACUCUGGUGUGGAAAAGUGCUUUGUACCAAACUGGAACAGACAGGUGUUUGCAGAACUUGCACUUUAGUUUCAUGUGUUCUGAUUUGCAUUUAAAAGAGAAAAAAGACUGGCAGCACAGUCUAUGUUUAGGUGGCUAGCUGAUUUGGGGUGAACAAUAUGUGGAAUAUUUGUACAUUUUAUUCUUUUGCAUUUUUAUGGGAUAUUCUGUUUACAAAAUUCAUGCUUACCAUUUUUAG
This is a messenger RNA of Bufo bufo (common toad), 2231 nucleotides long. It is a transcript of the gene TMEM87A, whose product is annotated as transmembrane protein 87A. Gene Ontology annotation, biological process: retrograde transport, endosome to Golgi. The transcript has 20 exons. NCBI's taxonomy places the organism in Eukaryota, Metazoa, Chordata, Amphibia, Anura, Bufonidae. Gene Ontology annotation, cellular component: Golgi cisterna membrane; Golgi apparatus. The record is from RefSeq and is a predicted model, not a curated record. Bases 38 to 1744 code for a protein of 568 amino acids.